UCCAAGAGAGGACGUGAUUUUUGGUGGAUUCGCAGCUUUCAGUAACGACAGGACGGAACACAAAGCAACAAGGAGCCUUUUUUAAAGUAACUACAGCUGAAUUAGGUUGUUAAUUUUUCGUAGCAAACUAUACUGGGGAAUUUACGACGCAAUGGCACAAAGAAAGAAUCCCAAAUCCCAACCCAAAAAAGGUCGUGGUCUUGGUGGGUUCUACUUUUGAUUCAGUAAGGACCUAAGACGCUCCAUGCAGCGCUACCGCCACUAUGGCACCUCCUACUCCUCCCCCUCUCCCCCCUUGCCCCCUACGCCCCCCUCGCCUCCUGUAGAGGAGAUCCAUGCUGAAGAGGAGGAGGUGGAGGAGGUGUACACCGAGGAGGAGGUGUACACUGAAGAGGAGGUUUAUGAAGAGGAGGUGGCUCCGCUGAUUCAGGAGGAAGGAGGAGGUAGGACUGGAGCAGAGAUGAGGUUUGACUUGGUUUGGUUCGGUUUGGGCUGGGUUCUGACUCUGAUUCUGAUUUGGCCUGGAUUGGGUUGGUUAGGGAGUGACAAGGAGGUGCAGAAGAAGAAGGAGGAGCAGCAAGUGGACCAGGAGGCAGAGGGGAAGACACCACCAGUGGAGAGCAAGAAUGGAAAGAAGACAGAGACAGGAGGAGGAGAUGCAGGAGGUGGAGGAGGCUCUAAGUACUCCAUAUUCACCUGGUUUGUGGUCCUGGCUCUGCUGGGAGUCUGGAGCUCUGUGGCUGUGGUCUACUUUGACAUUGUGGACUAUGACAGCGUCAUCGCCAGAGCUAAGGAGUUUCAUAUGAACUUUUCUGAAGUUUUACAAGGUAAACUGACGGCCUACGACACUGAUGGAGAUGGAGAUUUUGACGUUGAAGAUGCCAAAGUUCUGCUCGGCCUGAAAGAAGCCCAGAAACCACCUGUGGGAGCUUCACCUGAGGAAGACACAGUUUUAACACCAGAAGAAGCCAGUGAGCCUUUGGCUGAAACGACCAAUAAGCAAGCUGCAGAGCCCCAGGGGGCGGAGCCAACAGAAACUGCAUCAUCUGAAACACAGACCGAGAAGACUGCAUCAGGGAUCACUUCUCCUCCUGACCUCGAUGAUGAAGGCUCUAAAUCUUACGAUGUGGAGUCUGAAAUACAAGCUGCUGUUCCUCUACCUCCGAUAUCUGAAGACUUUGUGCCGGAUGAUCCCAGAGACAGCGCUCAUCCUGAAGAGGAUAAAGCUGAAACUAUUGACACCACUGGAGUCCUUGUUGAAGAGCGCCCUCCAGAGGAGACUGUCGUGGAGUCAACACAAUACCUGACCAGCUCCAAAUUCACUCAGGAAGCAGUGACAGUGGAGGAACUAGAAAACCAGUCAGAGCCCCCAGUGGAACCAGAACCGCAGAGUGAACCACAGACAGAAACACCAAAACAGACAGAGAGCGGUGCAGAGGCUGAAGAAACAACAGAGAAACAGGCCGAGGAGAAGCCAAAAGAAAAAGCAUCUCUUCUUCUGUCCAUCUCUACUCCAGCAAAGAAGAAGAAACCAAAACUGCUCAAUAAGUUUGAUAAAACCAUCAAAGCUGAAAUCGACGCUGCUGAAAAACUUCGUAAAAAGGGUAAGCUGGAGGAGGCAUUGAGAGCGUUUGAGUCAUUGGUGCAGCAGCAUCCUCAGAGCCCCCGCGCUCGCUACGGAAAGGCUCAGACGGAGGACGACCUGGCAGAAAAGAUGCGCAGUAACGAAAUGCUGCAGAAAGCCAUCAACAGCUACAGAGAGGCCGCUGAGCUGCCUGACGCAACCCCUGACCUCUUGAAAGCAGCGCUGAAGAGACGAGCAGAGCGGCAGCAGUUCCUGGGUCGGAUGCGAGGCUCUCUGGCGACUCUGGAGCGGUUGACCCAGAUCUUUCCAGAAGACAUCAGUCUGAAGAAUGACCUUGGCGUUGCUCACCUGCUGCUGGGAGACAACAAAGGUGCCAAGAAGGUCUACGAGGAGGUUUUGGCGGUCGCCCCCGAUGAUGGCUUUGCCAAAGUUCACUACGGCUUCAUCCUGAAGUCAGAGAAUAAGAUAGCAGAGAGUAUACCAUACCUGAGGGAGGGUUUGGAAUCUGGUGAACCAGGGACGGAUGACGGGCGGUUUUAUUUCCAUCUGGGUGACGCCCUGCAGAGGGUCGGAGACAAAAGCGCAUAUCACUGGUACGAGCUUGGUCAUAAACGCGGCCACUUUGCCUCCGUGUGGCAGAGGUCGCUGUACAACGUGGACGGCCUGAAGGCUCAGCCGUGGUGGAUGCCUAAAGAGACCGGAUACACCGAUCUGGUCAAGACGCUGGAAAGGAACUGGAAGACGAUCAGGGACGAAGCUCUGGCUGUGAUGGACAAAAACACGGGAAUGUUCAUACCUGAGGAGGAGAACCUGAGAGAAAGGGGAGAGUGGGGACAGUUCACUCUCUGGCAACAAGGUCGAAAAGUAGGAACUUCCUGUCAGAGUGUCCCAAAGACGUGUGGUCUAUUGGAGAGAUAUCCUGAAGCUACAGGCUGCAAGAGAGGACAGAUAAAGUUCUCAGUGAUGCAGCCAGGUACGCACGUGUGGCCUCACACCGGCCCCACUAACUGCAGACUGAGGAUGCACCUCGGCCUCGUCAUCCCCAAACAGGGCUGCAGGAUCCGCUGCACUGACCAGACACGGGAAUGGGAGGAGGGGAAAGUCCUCAUCUUCGACGAUUCCUUCGAACACGAGGUGUGGCAGGAAGCUGACAGCUACCGCCUCAUCUUCAUCGUUGAUGUUUGGCACCCAGAGUUAACGCCGUACCAGCGCCAAACUCUGAGUCCGAUUUAGAUCCACACAAGAACAACGAGGACUGCAGACCCGGUAAGAACGGUUUGAAGGACUUACCGGAGCGUCUGGUUCUUCUUUGGAUUAAAAACACUGAAUGUCUGAGGAGAAUCACUCUUGGAUUUUGGGGCUUUUGUGGAUGAACUACUAAAAUCAAUAGUGGAAGGAUCUAAACAUCAAACUGAGGAUUUUUCUGGGUUUUACUACUGACUUUGUCUCACCUUAACCACACACGGUACGUUUGGAGCCCUGAUUUACCUGGGCUUACUCAGUUUGGACCAACACCACGGUUCAUAAAUGUGGAAAUAUUAACAUUAAUAUUGUUGGAUUUCACAUCAGAUCUGCAGGCUGAAACCAGCUCUCUGACGCUGUGGUACGACUUCUCAGAGGUUUACAGAGAAACGUUUGGAUUCUAAAACACUACAUGUUUGAGGAGAAACUCCUUCAUUUCACUGACGAUGUUUGAUAAAUUUGUGUGAAUGUUUAUGAAAUAAGAAACGAAGCCUUAAUUUUAGCUCAAUCACUAUGCAUCCUCAGUUUAUCCAGCAGGUUUUUACUUUCACUUUUUCAUCUCUUUUGCACAAAAACAAAGAAACACAAGAUGUUUAAAGAUGAUUUAUAUUUAUAUUAAAAAUAAAAAAAUGAAAAAAUGGGAAA
This is a messenger RNA of Cheilinus undulatus (humphead wrasse), 3472 nucleotides long. Its product is annotated as aspartyl/asparaginyl beta-hydroxylase-like. The coding region runs from base 245 to 2818 and encodes 857 amino acids. Lineage: Eukaryota; Metazoa; Chordata; Actinopteri; Labriformes; Labridae. The record is from RefSeq and is a predicted model, not a curated record. Gene Ontology annotation, cellular component: membrane; endoplasmic reticulum. Gene Ontology annotation, molecular function: protein binding; peptidyl-aspartic acid 3-dioxygenase activity. The transcript has 27 exons. Gene Ontology annotation, biological process: peptidyl-aspartic acid hydroxylation.